AUGAAAUUUAUUGAUGAAUUGGAUAUUGAACUGGUCAACCAGACGUUGAAUUUUGAAACCACUGAUUGCAAAGUCAGUGGAGGAUGCGAUAUAUUUACAACUAAACCGGUUGCCUCUGACAAAAAACUCUACAAGACUAUUGACCGUCAUUUAGACUCUUUAUUGCAGGAGAAUGAAAGUUAUAAUAAUGCAGUCCAACAGCAAAUAGCUCUCGAUAACUCUGGCAGUUUAUCUUCUUCUCCUCAGGAAGGGAAAUUGGAGGGUGUUAACCUGUACAGUACUCGAGGAGAAUCUGGCUCUCCUACUUCUUUUUGGGAACAAAAGAGGAGGAUGUCAGUGAGCGAAAGUCCCGCUGGGAACGGGGGAAAUGGCAUUCUGCUCAAAAGCCAGAAGCUUAAUGAUCAAAACUUGAAGGACUUAGUAAAUUCAGAAACUGGAUAUCUGAGUUCUUCAUCCGUCGAGUCGGGGUCGAGGUCGAGUGGGAAUCUACGCCGGACCAGCAGUGUAUCCAGUAUGACGAUGAAUGGUAACGUGGGACCUUCUUUUGUGAGAAGGAGAUCUUCAGUGCACAAAGAGAAUGUGAACAUCGGCCCUUUUGGUCCUAUAAAUGAAACAGCUAGCCGGCGUACUUUUGCCUAUCUUAUCGCUAUUUUAAAUGCCUCUUAUCCCGAUCAUGACUUCUCUUCCCUGGAACCAACGGACUUCAUCAAAUGCUCCAUGAAGUCUUUAAUAUCUAAGUUUGAGAAUUCCCUCAUAUCUUUCGGAAAACAACCUCAAGAAUGGGUUUGGGAAAGCAUAAACUCUCACAUGGAUAUUUCAGACUGCGUGAUAUAUCAAUACAAACCGGCAAGAUCCUUUCUUGACGAUGAGCCAGGCCAUCUGUGGAGUCUUAUGUGGUUUUUAUUCAAUAAGAAAAGGAAAAGAGUUGCAUUUCUCUAUUUGAACGUGUCAAGGCUCAAGAAUCUGUCAUCUGGCUCAAAUUCCGAUAGUGCCCUUGUAGACGAUGAAGAGGAGGGAAAACCUAGCAAUGUUCGAAAAGGUAGGAGGAAAUUAACCAUCGACCAUGAAACAAACGCUUUUGAGGGCGAAUAUGACUUGACAUGUAAUUCUGCGGAUGAAAAUGCUAUUGAAGAUGAUGAAGAACCUGUUGAGAAUGUGAAUUGA
Lachancea fermentati is the source of this 1164-nucleotide messenger RNA. NCBI's taxonomy places the organism in Eukaryota, Fungi, Ascomycota, Saccharomycetes, Saccharomycetales, Saccharomycetaceae. The record is from the annotation of a GenBank genome assembly.